This is a messenger RNA of Labrus bergylta (ballan wrasse), 2566 nucleotides long. It is a transcript of the gene noc2l, whose product is annotated as NOC2-like nucleolar associated transcriptional repressor. Gene Ontology annotation, molecular function: histone binding; transcription corepressor activity. Gene Ontology annotation, cellular component: Noc2p-Noc3p complex; nucleoplasm; nucleolus. The record is from RefSeq and is a predicted model, not a curated record. Lineage: Eukaryota; Metazoa; Chordata; Actinopteri; Labriformes; Labridae. Gene Ontology annotation, biological process: negative regulation of transcription by RNA polymerase II; ribosomal large subunit biogenesis.
GUGGUGUAUGAUCUGUAGGACCCAUGAACCGUAAAACCAACCUCUUUCGUUUUGCACCGUGGGAUUGUGGGUAAUGUGGCUGAACUCUAUCACGUUUUGGAUCCAGCAUGGCAGGCAAACAGAAGAGGAAAUUGGAAGACCUAAGUGUGGAUGAGUUCCUGCUGUCAGGGUUUGACUCUGCUGGUGAAUCUGAAGAAGAUACUCCCAAACAGAAUGGACUCACUAAAAAGACGAAAGAUCAGAAAUCUGCAACCUCUAACAUUGACGAAAAGAGGGAAGGCAAGGCCUCCAUGCAUAAGCAGCAGCUGUCUAGGUUACAGAAUAAAGAUCCUGAGUUCUAUAAGUUCCUGCAAGAGAACGACCAAACACUGCUGAACUUUGAUGACACAGACAGCUCUGACGAUGAGGAGAAGUACCACACACUGCCAUCUGCACUGGAGGAGGCAGGCUCUGGUGACGAAGACGACGAUGACAAUGAUAAUGGUCAAGAAGCUUCGAAAAAAUCCAAGAAGGCUGUGGAGACAAUAAAAGUAACCGACAAAAUGAUUCAAGAGUGGAAAGCAGCUAUGAAGAAGGAACCUUCACCUCGUCUCUUCAGAGAAGUCACCCAGGCUUUUAAGGCCGCUGUGGCCACAACCAAGGGUGAAGGAGGCGGUCAGUGUCGAUACAAAGUGGCCGACAGCUCAGUUUUCAACGCCUUGGUCCUGUUCUGUAUCAGAGAUAUUUAUGGGGCCCUGCAGAGGAUGCUCAGCCUCAAGGCAGUAAAAGACCAGAAGAAGCUAGUGUUCCCUUCGUCUAGUCAGAAGUGGCAGAAGAAUCAGAUCGACAUCAAGAUGUAUCUCAGUGGAGUAGUUCAGCUGUUAUCAUGUCUGACAGAGACUACAGUCAUCAGUGCUGUCCUGCGGCAUGCAAACCAGCUGGUACCUUAUUACCUUUGUCUACCCAAACAGUGUCGUCACCUUAUGAAGCAACUGUUGAAACAGUGGAGCACAGGGGAGGAGACGAGUCGCGUUCUUGCUUUCUUGGCCCUCAACAAAAUCUGCAGACACAAGCAGGAAACGUAUCUCAACCCUGUUCUCAAGCAAAUGUACAUUUCCUAUGUACAAAACUGUAAGUUCACAUCCCCCAAUGUGCUACCCAUGAUCAACUUCAUGCAGCGCACCUUAACAGAGAUGUAUUCCCUGGACACACAAGUCUCUUACCAGCAUGCCUUCAUCUACAUCCGACAGCUGGCCAUCCACCUCAGGAAUGCCAUGGCCAUGAAGAAAAAGGAAACAUACCAGUCAGUGUAUAACUGGCAGUAUAUCCACUGUCUGUACCUGUGGUGUCGCGUCCUCAGCUCCCUCCAUCCCAGCGAUGUACUCCAACCUCUCAUCUAUCCACUCUGCCAGGUCAUAAUUGGCACCAUCAAACUAGUGCCCACAUCAAGAUAUCACCCUCUGAGGAUGCACUGUUGCAGAGCCCUCACCCUUCUUUCUAGCAGCACCAACACAUUUGUCCCGGUUCUGCCUUUCCUCCUGGAGAUCUUUCAACAGGUGGACUUCAACAAGAAGCCCGGGCGAAUGAGUAAGAAGCCGAUCAACUUUGCAGUUAUCCUGAAACUUAGCAAGGUCAACCUGAUGGAGAAGGCUUACAAGGACGGGCUGAUUGACCAGCUGUAUGAUCUGAUCCUGGAAUACUUUCACACUCAGGCCAGUUCCAUCGGUUUCCCAGAGCUUGCCCUGCCCACAGUCCUCCAGCUGAAAGGGUUCCUGAAGGAAUGCAAAGUGGCCAAUUACUGCAAGCCAGUGCGCCAGCUGCUGGAGAAGGUGCAGGAGAACAGCAGCUUCAUCACAGGUCGCAGACAGAAGGCUGCUUUCGGAGUGGCCGAUGCCUCUGCUGUGGCGGCCUGGGAGAAGAAGAUGCAGGAGGAGGGAACUCCCCUCAGCAGGUACUACAGCCAGUGGAAGAAGCUGAGAGAGAAGGAGAUCCAGCUGGAGAUCUCCGGCAAAGAAAGGAUGGAGGAUCUGGACCUCCCUGAGAUCAAACGGAGGAAGAUUCAGGAGAAGAAGGCCGAGGACAAAAGGGAGUUCAAGGAUUUGUUUCAGUCUGACAGCGACUCUGAUGAAGAUGAUGGAGGACUCAAAAUCGGAGGUAAAAAGGGCGGCCACAAGUAUGAUGAUGAUGAUGAUGAUGAUCUUGAAGAUAUGUUGGACAUGAGUGAUGAUGAAGGGAUGGAGGGCGGAGACUCAGAUGAUGAUGAUGCGGAGGAAGGGGAUGAGAAGGCUUCCAGAGCUCCUCAGCCACUGUCCUCCUCUGCUCUGAUAAAGCUAGCAGAGGGAGGCGAGGAUCAGGUGGAGGACCUGGAGCUCUCUGAUGACGACUGAGGUUUCAGAGUUGCAAACAGUCGGUGUUAUCUGAGACACAUCUAAAGCUCUCCACUAUUUCAACUGUCUGUACUUCCAAAUAAUAAUGACCUUUUUCUUAUUUUCUUUGCUUUUGAAUUUUGUAUUACGUUAUCUGUAUAGUAAAAAUGUUAAUUUUUUAAGGCAUUGAAAUUCUAUAUAAAAAACGAGUUAAGAGUCCA